CCACCUUCCGGACCCGCCAAGAGAGAGAUGAAAAUGGGUGAUCUUUCCCUCUUCCCUCCUCCCUCUCUCAAAAGGCAUGAAGCAGAGAGAAAAACUCUCUCCCUCUCUCUCUCUCUCCCCCCGUCUCUGUUGGUUGGAUGGGGUCUCCCUCUCUAAAUCUUUUAGUUAAGGUGGUGGUCUUUUAAGGAGACAGCUAGUCUGAUUUCUGCACUUACAAGCACAGAGAGAUCAGUGCAGAUGACAAACGAAGUGAUUUUUGGUUGCCGAUUGCCAGGGUCUCAUGGCGAGGGAGAAAUACGAAACGAGUAGUGUUCAAAGCCAGACCAAGGGAAUAAAGAUGAACUCCCGCUUGAAGACUUCAUUGCAGAACAUGAAAACACCACCCAAGUGUAGCAAAGACAAGAUGGAUGUUGGUUGUUCCAGAGUGACACAAGAGAGCAGUGUGAAGAGGUGCUCUACCAGAGAAAGGAAGAUGGCGCUGCAACAAGAUGUAGAUAAAUUGAAGAAGAAACUUAGGCACGAGGAGAAUGUUCACAGAGCACUAGAGAGAGCUUUCACCAGACCCUUGGGUGCUCUGCCUCGGCUUCCUCCUUACCUGCCUCAAUAUACAUUAGAGCUCUUGGCAGAAGUUGCUGUAUUGGAGGAAGAGGUUGUGCGGCUUGAAGCGCAGGUUGUGAAUUUUAGACAAGGAUUGUAUCAGGAAGCCGUUUAUAUAUCAUCAACAUCAUCAUCCAAGAAACCGACUGAGAUUGGGGCCAUGGACUCCAUGGAUCGGUCUCCAACUCCAAGUAAACAAGUCAAGCUAGAGCAAACUUCCUCUGAAGGAAGUCCAAAUGCUUCUUCUUCAAAAACGAUCAAGAAUUCUUUGUUCCGCCAAUCAUCUGUGGAAUCUGAAUCAAAUCAAAGUGGGUUCCCUUCAAAUCGGUUGAUGACAGGGAAACACACUUUGAACAAAGGGUCUUGUUCGGAUGGUAAAGAGAAUCAGCUGCAAACCAAUCCCUCAAGGAACAGGCAAUCCCCACAGAAAGUUUCCCGCCCCAGGAUGCUUAUAAAACAAGCAUCUGAACAGAAAACUGCCAAGAAUCAGGAACUCGCGACCAAAAUACAGCCAGGAUUUUUUCGCCGUGAAAAAUCAGGUGAAUGCAUAGCCAAUGUCCAUACGGCUUUAGAGGAAGACGUCAUUGAACCUUCUAAGCUGUCAGAGGAUAUACUCAAGUGCUUGUUGAGCAUUUUCAUGAAAUUGGCCUCAGUUUCCAACAGAAGGGACUCUGAAAGCUUACCAAUUGCUUCAACGGUUUCUCCUUCUUGUGGGAGUCCAAACAAUAACACUGAUACCAACUUGUUGGGAACCUCAGAGCACUUAGAUGCUCGAGAUCCUUAUGGUAUCUGUGCUGAAUUUGGGGAACAGGAUGUUGGCCAAUAUAAAUAUGUUAAUGAAAUUUCUGCGAGCUCAAUUCAACUGAACAGGGUUCCCGAUGCUGACAGCUUAAUGUGUAGGCUGAAGCAGCUUCUUGUCAAGCUUGAGUCAGUGGAUCUACGGGGCCUUACUCAUCAGCAGAAGUUGGCGUUUUGGAUUAAUAUCUACAACUCGUGCAUGAUGAAUGCAUUUCUAGAGCAUGGGAUACCUGAUAGCCCUCACACAGUUGUCGCAUUAAUGCGCAAGGCGAUCCUGAAUGUUGGUGGCCACAUGCUGAAUGCGUUGACGAUUGAACAUUUCAUAUUGAGGCUGCCCUAUCAUUCAAAACAUACCCUUACAAAAGGUGGGAAAAAUGAUGAGGGGACAAUGAGAAGCAUUUUUGGGCUAGAUUGGCCCGAGCCGUUAGUGACAUUUGCACUGUCUUGUGGAAGUUGGUCUUCUCCUGCGGUACGUGUUUACACUGCUAACAAGGUUGAGGAUGAACUUGAAGUGGCCAAGAGAGAGUACUUGCAGGCAGCGGUUGGCAUUUCUAGUAAGAAUAACAAGUUGGUCAUACCCAAGCUGCUGGACUGGUAUCUUCUUGAUUUUGCGAAGGAUGUAGAUUCGUUACUAGACUGGAUCUGCCUGCAAUUACCAAGUGUAUCGAGGAAAGAAGCAGUCAAGUGCCUUGAGAGAGGGAGAAAGGAAUCUCUGUCUCAUGCGGUACAAAUAAUGCCUUAUGAAUUCAGUUUUAGGUAUCUUUUAGCAACAUAAAAGCCUAACCUUCCAACUCCUUUUACUACAAUUUACGAUGGGAUUUCAAGAAAGUUUGGGUGGAAGACCUGUACACAGUAUAGCAAAUGCAGAAAAUACAAAAUUCUUUGAUUUUCAGACUGAAAA
Molecule: messenger RNA, 2296 nt
Organism: Nymphaea colorata (pocket water lily)
Lineage: Eukaryota; Viridiplantae; Streptophyta; Magnoliopsida; Nymphaeales; Nymphaeaceae
Exons: 11
Coding region: 281-2170 (629 amino acids)
Source: RefSeq, a predicted model, not a curated record